Zygotorulaspora mrakii is the source of this 1818-nucleotide messenger RNA. RefSeq names its product Stp1p (gene STP1). NCBI's taxonomy places the organism in Eukaryota, Fungi, Ascomycota, Saccharomycetes, Saccharomycetales, Saccharomycetaceae. Gene Ontology annotation, molecular function: DNA-binding transcription factor activity, RNA polymerase II-specific; RNA polymerase II cis-regulatory region sequence-specific DNA binding. The record is from RefSeq and is a predicted model, not a curated record. Gene Ontology annotation, cellular component: nucleus. The coding region runs from base 1 to 1818 and encodes 605 amino acids. The transcript has a single exon. Gene Ontology annotation, biological process: regulation of transcription by RNA polymerase II.
AUGCCAUCUGUUGCGCUCCUAAGAGUAGAAGGUUCUAUGUUGAGAAAUUUGGCUCUUUCGAUUGCAAGCUUUUUCCGAGAGCUUGUGGAUGUUGUCGUCCCAUCAGAUAAAGGUGAGGAGUUCAAAAAGGACGAAGAGGUCAAUGCCGAGAGAAAGGCUGAAGAUGUAUUCACAGGAAAGAAAAAGAGAGAAAUUGUGAGAGAAACCGAGACUGAAGUCGUGAGAGAAACCGGGACUGAAGUCGAGAGAGAAACCGAGGCAGAAAAUGAUUUGGAACUUAAGAGCAGUAAAAGUGCAGCUAGUUUAUUCCCUGCCAAGCACAACGUUGACGCAAUGUUAUUUGGUAGGUCAUCAGUGAUUCCGUGCUCUCUGGACGUCGAUACCUUGGACACACCAAUGACAUUAUCCGUGACACCAGAAGGUAAUUUCAGUUGCAAGUUGAAUAAUGCGCCAUUUGCGCCAACUGAAGAUGGAAGUAACAACCAAUCUGUGGGUGAUAUAUCACCUGUUUUCAAGAAUUCAGUCUUGCCAAUAUCUCCACAGAGUAAUAUUUCAACCACACCAUUGAAAGAGGAGGAAGGCACAAUGAAGGAUGAAGGGAGUGCAGAAACCGAUAAAGAGGGCAACUACGUUUGCCAUUACUGUGAUGCGAAAUUUAGAAUUCGCGGCUAUCUAACCCGUCAUAUCAAGAAGCAUGCUAUCAGAAAAGCUUAUCAUUGCCCAUUUUACAACUCAGAUGCACCGCCUGAAUCACGGUGUCAUAAUUCAGGUGGAUUCAGCAGGAGAGACACUUACAAGACUCAUUUGAAGGCAAGACAUUUCAUUUAUCCGAAAGGAGUCAAGCCUCAGGAUCGUAACAAAUCGUCAGGCCAUUGCUCUCAAUGUGGACAAUACUUUGAAAAUACAGACCAAUGGGUUGAGCAGCAUAUCGAAACUGGCGAAUGUAAAGGACUACCAGAGGGAUAUCUGAAGAAUAUUAAGAGCGAAAGAACAUCUGGAAAGCUAAGAAUGAUAAAGACAUCAAAUGGACAUUCUCGUUUCAUUUCAACGGCUCAAAGUGUUGUAGAACCGAAAGUUCUACUGAAUAAAGAUGCCUUGGAGGCAAUGGCUAUAGUAGCUCAUAAUACCAACAGAUCAGAUAUCCUAUCAAAAUAUGGAAAUAAUAAGAUUAUGAUGAGCUCAGACGAUUUUAAUGGCGUUCCAAAAGUAAAAAGAAAGUACACAAGACGUAAGGGUAUACUUACGAAGAACAGCAGUGCCAAUUUUGAAAAGAAAGAUACCAAUUCGGGGCUGACUCGGUAUUCUGACACGCCUCGAGAAAGCAGGGCAUCACCUUACGAAAGUAAUUGCCCCUCAGAAUCUAUGGAUGAUGAGACUGCUUUAAAUGAGAUUUCAUCCUCUAUCAAUCCUUCCCCACUUGACAAUCAUGUACUGGAACUAGUAUCAAGCGAUUCUUCAGAGUCAUCUCACGAGGAACUUCAUCACAAUGGAUUGGAAAAGAAUGGUCAAGCAAUUCAACCAAUGAACAUUUCAAACUUUACAAAUUCAGUUAAAUUUAAUGAUCCAUUUAGCGUGCCAUUAGAUAUGGAACAAUGCUCGUUUUUUGAUGGAAGUUUCAUAUCAUAUUUCUCAAACAAUGAAGAAUUAAGAAAUGUGCACAACCACGCUAACAACGAUUUCGCAGCGAACGGAGCCCUUCGAAAUCAAAUCAAUUUGAUAGCACAGGCAGAAAAUCAUCUACGGGAAAACGAGCAAUAUUUGAGCUUUUACAAUUUCAAACAAGGUAAAGAUAAUACUCUAGCAAGUUCCGAUGCUUGA